Oncorhynchus kisutch (coho salmon) is the source of this 1359-nucleotide messenger RNA. RefSeq names its product coronin-6-like. Gene Ontology annotation, molecular function: actin filament binding. The transcript has 8 exons. The coding region runs from base 305 to 1309 and encodes 334 amino acids. Gene Ontology annotation, biological process: actin filament organization; cell migration. The record is from RefSeq and is a predicted model, not a curated record. Lineage: Eukaryota; Metazoa; Chordata; Actinopteri; Salmoniformes; Salmonidae.
GGGCCUUUCGAAAAUAGACGGGACCACUUUGACCCCUUUCCCAUAUCCCCUCCCUCCGCUCCUUCUCUCUCUGUCCUCCUUUCAGACCCCCUCCCUUCUUGCUCGUCUCGCCGCGUCAUAGUUGUACCUCGCGCCCGCCGCCAAGUCCGCACCAAGUGUACAAAACUGGACCACAGAGAACCAGAGAAAACACUCCAAUAAGCACGGCGCGUUACCGAGAACAGAAAACUACCAAGGGAAGGGGGAGUGGAGAAUUCGGAGGGCGAACGACCGGUGGGAAUACCCAACAAAUACCGAGCUGACGAUGAGUCGCAGCAUCGUACGACAGAGUAAGUUCCGGCACGUCUUCGGACAGGCGGGGAAGACGGAGCAGGGCUAUGAUGACAUACGCGUUUCCAAGGUGACGUGGGACAGCUCGUUCUGUGCCGUCAACCCAAAGUUCCUGGCCGUCAUUGUGGAGUCCAGCGGGGGCGGAGCCUUCCUCGUCCUGCCCCUCUCUAAGAUGGGUCGUCUGGAUAAGAACCACCCGUUGGUGACUGGCCAUACUGGGCCCGUCUUGGACAUCGACUGGUGCCCUCACAACGACAACAUCCUGGCAUCCUGCUCAGAAGACACCACAGCCAUGGUGUGGCAGAUCCCUGACCAGAUGGGGACCCGGCCCAUAUCAGAGCCCAUCGUGGUCCUGGAGGGACACUCCAAACGCGUCGGCAUUGUCACCUGGCACCCCACCGCACGCAACAUACUACUCACUGCAGGCAGUGAUAACCUGAUAAUAAUCUGGAACGUGGGAACUGGCGAGGCGCUCAUCUCCAUGGACGACCACCCAGACCUCAUCUACAACGUCAGCUGGAACCGUAACGGCAGCCUGUUCUGCACUACCUGUAAAGACCGACGCCUCCGUGUAUGUGACCCCCGCAAGAGAGAGGUGGUCGCGGAGAGGAUGGCUCCACACGACGGGAUCCGACCAAUGAGGGCCAUCUUUACCAGAGACGGAAACCUGUUCACUACCGGCUUCACCAGGAUGAGUCAGAGAGAGCUGGGCUUGUGGGACCCGACCAGUUUUGAGGAGCCCAUUGCACUGCUGGAGUUGGACACAAGUAACGGGGUGUUGUUACCGUACUACGACCCAGACACCAACAUGGUUUACCUCUGUGGAAAGGGGGACAGUAGUAUCCGGUACUUUGAGAUAACAGAGGAGCCUCCCUAUGUCCACUACCUCAGUACCUUCAGCAGCAAGGAGCCUCAGAGGGGGAUGGGCUUCAUGCCUAAGAGAGGGGUGGACGUCAGCAAGUGUGAGAUCGCCAGGUAGGAAACUGCGCACAGACGCACACACACUCCCAAUCAGGGAUGGACAUUACA